Messenger RNA from Aspergillus wentii DTO 134E9, 975 nucleotides. Its product is annotated as NADP-dependent oxidoreductase. Lineage: Eukaryota; Fungi; Ascomycota; Eurotiomycetes; Eurotiales; Aspergillaceae. Bases 1 to 975 code for a protein of 324 amino acids. The record is from RefSeq and is a predicted model, not a curated record. Gene Ontology annotation, molecular function: oxidoreductase activity. The transcript has a single exon.
AUGCAAGCAAUCCGCGUUCAUCCAUCUUCAACCUCUCCCUCUUACUCCCCCUCCAACCCCGCGCCUCCAUCUGCCCUGCAUCUCGACAACAUCCCCAUAUCUAAACCCUCUCAACGUGGCGACUUGCUAGUCCGUGUAAAAGCUUCAACUGUGGUUCGGGAUAUGCUCACAUGGCCUGAAACCUAUCAGCAUGAAUAUGCCAUCCCGGGUAAUGACUUUUCGGGCAUAGUUAUUGAAACUUUCUCGGAUGGGAGAUUUAAACCUGGAGAUGAAGUAUUCGGCAUGGCCAACCCAGAUCGCGGAUCGACGUGGGCCGAGUACGCUAUUCUCAAGGAGAGCGAGGUGGCGUUGAAGCCCAAGACCUUAACGUGGGAGGAGGCGGCUUCGUUACCGUUAAGUGCGCAGACUGCGGUUGAGGCGUUCCAACAUGCGGGUAUCAAUGUCGAUGGAGGUGCAAGGAAGAAGGUGCUGAUCACCGGUGCUGCUGGAGGAGUAGGCAUGUAUCUGGUGCAGAUCGGUGCCAUUGCUGGAGUGCAUGUUGUUGCCGCGACGAGUUCGAAUGCGCGGAAUGAGGAGUUUCUGAGGGGUCUUGGUGCUAGUCAGGUUGUUGAAUAUGGGGACUUGCACGCGAGUGAGAAUGAGUUCGAUGCUAUUAUCGACACAGUCGGAGGAGAGAUUCUGGAGAAAUGCUGGUCAUACGUCAAAGGCAACGGAGCAUUGAUAUCAGUCGAUUCAGCCAGCUUCGACUUCGUCGCCGAACACAAAGAACGAGGCUUGCGUAGAGAGGGAGUAAAAGCUUUGUUCUUCAUCAUCAAGGGUGAUAGCCAUAACUUACAGAAACUAGCGAACUGGACGGAUUCAGGAAAAUUGAAGCCAUUCAUCGUGGACAGCUUCCCCAUAUCACAAGCACAACAAGCAUACGAGUACGCCAGCGGACGCUAUUCAGGCCGAGGAAAGGUUAUCAUUACAGUCUAA